AUGGACUGGCCAACCAUUACUAUUGGUAACGAUAAGCUUCCUACCCCUGAGCCGGAAUCUUCAGCCUCUCAGCCUUCAUCUACCACCACAUCUGCUACCACAGAGUGCACCACCAAAACAGUGACGAAUAACUGGGUAUCUUGCACACCUGUGGCUACAAGUACACGCUCUGGAACACGGUUGUACAGCAAUAGCUGCACUACGAGUACAUCUGUGGCAACAGGUUGUAAUGUCACACCAUCCAUUUCGUCUACUUUAGCAACCACGACGCCGGCUGCUUGUACUAUUGCGGUGAAGGCUAGCCCAUUCGCUACGCUCAUGGAUCCUAUACCUGAUUUCCCAGACACAACCUCUACACCUGCCCCAGACACAACCUCCUCUACGCCUGCCCCAAACAGAACCUCCUCUACGCCUGCCCCAGACAAAACCUCCUCUACGCCUGCCCCAGAUACAACCUCCUCUGCGCCUGCCCCAGAUAAAACCUCCUCUACACCUGCUCUAAACAGAACCUCCUCUACGCCUGCCCCAGACACAACCUCCUCUACGCCGGGUAGCACUUCUGGGACAAGCAGUCACUCGGCUCCCGAAACGAUAACCACCCUAACUGCGCCUGCAGUAACGCCCGUGUCUUUCAUUACCACCAACCCAAAUGGUGAAAUACUCUCUUAUCCGUCGCAGAUCGUUGCAGAUCUUGCCACGCAGGGUGCGGGCAACCCCACGACACUGCAAACUGCGUCGCCAAGCCAGACCAGCGGUAACAACAAGGGCUCGAUCCAAUGCCGCAGUGUCGACGAUGCCUGCGACAGAGCGUAUAUGCAGUAUGUAGACGACACGGUCUAUACGUCCUACACAUCCUACACAGCGGAUAUCAAAAGUGGCAUGGUCAUAGUUGCAGCGCUAGGCCAAGCCGGUUGUGCGGCUAUGUAUACAUGCGAUAACGAUGACUAUGGGUUUGGAAUGACUGGACGGCAGAUUAAGGCUGCUGUUGAGUACCUGAAGGUAAAUGACAAGGUCAACAAAUGCGGAACCGCAUAUAUGUCAAAUUCCUGUCAUGUCACUCUCAAUUACUGCACCAGCUGCAAGGGCACACAGUAA
Messenger RNA from Penicillium robsamsonii, 1095 nucleotides. RefSeq lists its product as uncharacterized. The transcript has 2 exons. The record is from RefSeq and is a predicted model, not a curated record. Lineage: Eukaryota; Fungi; Ascomycota; Eurotiomycetes; Eurotiales; Aspergillaceae. Bases 1 to 1095 code for a protein of 364 amino acids.